AUUGAAAAAAAAAACUGUGUGUAUUGUGUAAUUGACACUAGACAGUUGUAUGGAUUAUGUAUAAUUUAAUGAUUGUAUUGAGAGUUGAAACCUUUAACUACAACUUUAACCUAUUUCAUAAUUAUUAAACUUUCAAAAUCUAGCUGUGAACCAUAAGUAAGACUCAUUAAAAUGUCAACUCCACCUCGAGAAACUAUUCAAAAGCAAAUACAGCAGGACUGGGCGAAUAGGGAAUACAUUGAAGUUAUUACAGGAAGCAUCAAGAAAAUCACGGAUUUCCUCAACUCGUUUGAUAUGUCAUGUAGGUCUCGGCUGGCUACUUUAAAUGAAAAAUUAACAUCAUUAGAAAGGAAGAUUGACUAUUUAGAAGCAUGUGUGACCAAAGGAGAAACUUUGACAUAAGUGUCCCAUAGUGAAAAGAUUGAAAAGUACAUGAAUUAGCUGAAUUCAGCAUAAAUAGAUUGAUAAUGCUGAAGCUUGCACAAUUCAUUUCACCGAAGUAAUUAAAAUCUUUGAUUUUGUGAAACCUAGCUUAAUUUAAGGAUUUCUAAUUUUAUUUACAACUUCUUUAUUUAAUUUAAAAUAUAUUGCUAGAAAUCCCCCUGAGGUCUAUGAGAGAGUUUUUUGUAAUGACUUUUUAUUAGUGACAUUUAAACAAUAUUUUGCUGAAUAUGAAAGUUUUACCAAGCUUUCAACAGUAAUUGAUUGCUGUGAAGGGUCACCACGUUAUCAAUUUUUAUUCUGAUACUAUGCACAAUCAAAAAUAGUUUUAACCUUUGUGCAGCAAGAUGUGGACAGAGCUGUUUGAACACUUGCCAUGGUACAAUAAUUUAACAUACAGUAUAGAAGCUGUAAUAACAAUACUAGUAUAUAGAGUAUAUACUUAUUUCAAUUAUUGUAAAAUUGCAUCAAAUUGAAUUACCAUCUUGAUUGUUGCUAAUUUUCUGACUUGAGACUUAGUGUGAAAUACCAGUAUCAAGUUUCUUUUCAAAGGUUAGUCUUAAAGAAACAACAUUGAAUAAAAAUUAUUUAAUUCUUAGUUAUGUUAAGUUUUUACAUUUAUAUUUAAAAUGUGUCUUAGCUUAUUAUAUUAAAUAAAUAAAGAUGAUUCUUAUCUUG
Molecule: messenger RNA, 1119 nt
Organism: Pieris rapae (cabbage white)
Lineage: Eukaryota; Metazoa; Arthropoda; Insecta; Lepidoptera; Pieridae
Gene: HSPC300
Product: probable protein BRICK1-B
Exons: 3
Coding region: 172-402 (76 amino acids)
Biological process (GO): regulation of actin polymerization or depolymerization; actin filament organization; cell motility
Cellular component (GO): SCAR complex
Molecular function (GO): protein-containing complex binding
Source: RefSeq, a predicted model, not a curated record